AUGCGUUGCAUUCGACAGAUCCUUGGUUCAGCCUUUGGGUAUCUGGCUUUUGUCUUGCCAGCCCAAGCUGCUCCCUUCGAUGCUUCCGCGCCAGCACAACCGUCUUCUGCUUCCAUCCAGUUCCCUGUCGGCGCCAAUGGACCGAACGCACCAGUCGUGUUCCCGUUGUCAAAUGGUUUCCCAAAUAUAGCAAAAGGAACGCCGGCUUUUCAGCAACUAACGGUCCAAGCUCAUGGCUCCAUAUCAAACGCACCGCCUCCGCCGUCCUUGGCAGCCGAUGACCUGCGCAGUUUCAAGGUCAUCCAAAUCCAAGAGACUUUUGAAGUCUACUACUUCACCCAAUUGCUUCUCAACAUUACCAACGAUGUUCCCGGUUUCGAGAUCAGCGACCCAUCAUUGAAGCAAGACAUCAUUCAAAAGCUGACAGUCAUCCAAGGCCAGGAGCAGUGGCAUGCCAUCAACGCCGGCAACGUUCUACAGCACUUUAAUGUCUCUCAGAUCCAGCCGUGUGUUUUUAAGUCUCCUGCGACCGACCUCACAAGCGCCAUUCACAUUGCUGCAAACUUCACUGCCGUUGUAAUCAGCACCCUUCAAGAUGUGGCAGUCCGGCUUGGUCAAAACGGGGACUCGGCUGUCAUCCGGGGGGUUGUUUCUGUGGUUGGCCAGGAAGGAGAACAGCAAGGCAUCUACCGCACGCUACCCGAUGACCUUGUCCCCUCGGAGCUUCCAUUCCUGACCCAGUCAACCCGUGAAUUUGCGUACUCGUCCCUUCAGCAGAACUUCAUUGUGCCUGGCACCUGUCCCAACGACAAUACCAUUGACGUGCCAAUUUUUGGGACUUUGGACGUCUUAACCACGAACAUACAAGCUGUCGACCAGGUUCUCACCUUCAGCAUUCAGCGAGAUUCGAUCGAAGGUCUCAGCCUUGUCUAUCUCAACCAACAGAAUCUGCCCAUUGUUGAAACAAUCAUCAACCCAUCUACCAGCAACGGCGUGACCACGUUCUCCGCCGACUUUCCCUUCAGCCAGAAUUCACUGAACGGCCUUACGAUUGCGGCGGUAGUCAACUCAACCGGACCAUUCGCAAAUGCCAACGAGGUUGCGAACAAGACGCUCUUCGGUCCUGGCCUGAUUUACCCUAAUUAGUCUAGCAUCGCCUAGCACAGAGCCACUGGCGAGCCUGGCCAGUCCCCCUCCGAUAUUUGCUUCGAUCU
Molecule: messenger RNA, 1214 nt
Organism: Cladophialophora immunda
Lineage: Eukaryota; Fungi; Ascomycota; Eurotiomycetes; Chaetothyriales; Herpotrichiellaceae
Exons: 1
Coding region: 1-1146 (381 amino acids)
Source: RefSeq, a predicted model, not a curated record